Molecule: messenger RNA, 3554 nt
Organism: Paramormyrops kingsleyae
Lineage: Eukaryota; Metazoa; Chordata; Actinopteri; Osteoglossiformes; Mormyridae
Gene: rnf215
Product: ring finger protein 215
Source: RefSeq, a predicted model, not a curated record
UAAUUGUCGGUCCUGCUUUGUUUCUGUCAGCACAACUCGAGGCAACAUUAACAACUAAUUUGACACUCUGCUGAUAUUAAAUAUGGUUUGCUGGCAAAAGGCGCAGAGGUAUCAAGUAUAUCAGUACAAUGUCUAUAGUUUAUAAUGCCUGUCUAUAGUACAAUGCAGGCUACGUAGAUAUGGCUAUAUGGCGUAGGCCCGACGCCCAGAACUAGCCGUAGCCUAAGGGUUGGGGCUGGCAGCUGCCCUCGUUGUAUUAGUUACUUUACUGGGCUGGUUUGAUGGCAUGAGAACAGUACAACACACGCGUUUAGUACUAUAUAUGAGGAACAUGAAACUGCUUCGCUGACGGCAUAAUAUUUUCAUUAUACCAGUGCAAAUGGCUUAUUGUGUUUAAGUUUUCGUGACCUGAAUACCGCACGGGAAACUGGAUCGCAAAUAAAUACAAAAAACACCUGUGCUCAUAUUGGAAUGAAUCAUGAUUGAAAAUCAUGGUUUUUAAAUAGCCGCUGUCAAGCGUAUAGUGUCAUCUGGAAUGAUUUCCUAGACAUUUCUAGAAUUGCGCUAUUUUAAUUAUAACAUGUUAUCCUCUGGAAUAUGAUUCAGGUCUGUUGCAUUUUGACUGCACACUGGCCAGCAUGAAUACAGGAUGUCAGUAACACAUGGACCACGUUCGCCGACCGAGGGUGGGGGGUGAAACACCGCUUUCAGGGAAGUUGCCUCCCAGUAGUCUCCCCAAGCGCCCGCUAGAUGGCAGUCUCUCGUCAUCCGUGUCUGUUCCGGGUCGCCCGGGAAGCGAUUCUAAUGUUUACAUGGUCCAGCUGAGCUAACCGGGCGGCGCCGGCACACGGUAGAGCUCAUCGAUCGCCUGUUAUCUGACCAUGGCAGCGGACGGCUGCCGCCGUGUUGUCCUGCUGCCGGUUGUGCUCUCCUCGCUGUGGCCCUGCAUAAUGGUGUCCGCCCAAAGCUUGGCCUCCGUGGAAGUGUUUUUCAAGGAUCGCCGGGUUGUACCCACCCUCUUGCAAGGAGAGGUCAUCGAGGGCAGCUGGGCUGAUGAUCCGCAACGGGACGGUGAUCCGAGAGGUGCUGAACUUCGGCCCGGUAGUGUGGAAGGGAAUCUGCGCGUAGUGCAAGAUGACAGUGUCAAUCUCCAAGACCAAUCAGAAGCCAAUGAGCCCUGGAUAGGUGUGGUUCCGGUCCAGAUCGGAGAGAGUGACGCUUCAAAUGGGAACCAGGAGUCCUUUGCGGCUGCCGUUGUGAACAAGAUGAAGCGAGCCUUGGUCCUAGGAGCAUCUGCUCUGCUGAUCCUGGCCUUCAACCAGAACACUCUGAGGGAGAUGGACCUCUCCCAGGUGCUCUCCAAGCCAGUGGUGGUGAUCCAGACGUCGGAGAACGUCACCAAACUGCUCGGCGCUCUCCUCAGGGGUCUUCGUGCCACAGCUAAAAUCACAUACAGGACCCUGGUGCAGGAGAACCUGGGGGCCACCUUGACACUGUGGUCCAGUUGUGGACGGUCCCGCGGGGGCCUGUAUGGGGAGUGGCAGGGAGUCAUCUGCACUGGGGAGUCCAACUCCCAGGUCCAGAAGUACCUGCAGCAGCUGUGGGACACAGUGCUCCUGGUGGCCACAAUCCUGUGCACGGGAGUCAUCGUCCAGGCGCACUGGCAGUAUCGCGGCCAGGAGGGCGGCGACAACCUGGAGCUGCUUCCAAAGCAGGACGUCUUGAAGAGGCUGGCAGCCCUAAAGACAAGGAAGUACCGCCCGCCGCGGCCACGACGGGACGGCGGCCAGGGAACGGAGACGGAGGACUGUGCCGUGUGCCUGGAGCAGUUCUACAACAACCAGUGCCUGCGGGUGCUGCCCUGCCUGCACGAGUUCCACAGGGACUGCGUGGACACCUGGCUGCUCCUGCAGCACACCUGCCCACUGUGCAAGCGCAGCAUCCUGGGUAACUUCUGUAAGGACAGCUAAUGGCUUUUGCCUGGGAUGUGACUGGACUCACAACGGGAUUGAGCUCUGAACCCCGCCCAGCCUAGCCCCCCGGUGCUCUAAACCUUGCUGGCCUCUGUGGCCAUUCCUGAGCCACCCCCCCCCGAACUAGAGCAUCUGUGUGGUGUGCGUGCGUGCAUGUCCGCCCGCCCUGGCACUGUCAGGGUAGUCUGUAGGCCAUGAGACUGGCUCCCCCGUUUUGUCGUACGUCCUCUUUGUCAUGGCAGAUGAUUAACCCUUCAUUGUCUGAAGUCACAGGUCACGGGAAACCGUCUGCCUGUACGCAAGCGGAGAGGCGACACUGGGCUACAAGUUUUUGAUAAUAUUUAAUACUAUUCAGUAUAUUUUAUAAUCUACUGAGAUUUUGCAUGGUGACAUGAUGCUGCGGCCGUUUUGGGCUGCCACCAUCACAGAAAGGAAGAGGUGUAAGCAAACCUCGCAGGUAACUAAACAGUGGUGGACAGACACCCAGCAGAGCGCCAGAGUACCAGUCUACACCAGGGCUGCAUGAUAUCAGAUCUCGAUUUCCUCGCGAUUAUAUGGCAAAUGCACAGUAAUCACUGGGGCUUUACUGACAGGCGAAACAUUUGGCCAGACGCCUGCUUCUCGGUACUGUGCAGAUGUUUACUUGCGCUCACCAUUAGUAAGCAGAUCAGUAGUAUACCUAAAAUAUUAGUUAUCUGUAUAAAUUCACCACAUCCUUAUGUUUAAUAAACAUGAGGGACUUUAAACUGCAAACAGUACCGCCAUAACGCUCUCUCUGCCCAUAAACGCCCAUAACGCUAUCUCCCCUUUCAGAUGAUGAUGUGGCUGCUGAGCUGUCUCUUUCUUCACUGCUACUUCAGUGCUUAGAAAUCGCUUCUAUGCUUUAGCAAAACAGUAAUACAGGGUACUCUGCUAACGGAGUUUAAUAGGCAAAAGGAUAUGUAGAAUUUAUACAGAUUACUAACUUAGGGGCAUCAAAAUGUGCAUCUCCUGAAUAUUUUAAGCAUACUACUAAUCUGCUUACCAAAUCGUGGGCGAAAAUAAACGUCCGUAUAGUACCGAAAAUCCGGCAUCCAGACGAAGGUUUUGCCUGCCAUCUAAAGCCCUGGUGAUUAUUGUGCACGCGGCAUAUACUGGCGAGGAAAUCGAGAUCUGACAUCAUGCAGCCAUAGUCUACCCACCUCUGCUUCUGGCCGAUUACCAAUGUGAUGUAAAACUGCACUCCUGAGACAGUGAGGCACACUCCCUGCUCCCAGAGCAGCACUGAUGCUGCCCCCUACUGACAAAAAUCCAGUACAGCGUCAGAAAGCGCACAUAAUUUAUUGCACCCACAGAUAUAUACCCGUUGGAAAAACCUUCCACGUAAUGAAGAACAUUGACUGGCUCCUCCGGCUCAGAAGGCUGUGUCCAUGUUUCACAGUGCGCGCGUCAGCUGGAGGGGGGGUAUGUCACAUGGGGUUCUGACCCCAUCCCGAACUGAUGUACCUUCUGUCCAUUAAACGUCACAGGGAGUCCGUUUAAUGUCAAUCUAAGUGUUUACAUCUCUCUGGUGUUUAAUAAAUGGAUCUGUUACAAACUUUA